Molecule: messenger RNA, 2979 nt
Organism: Pseudomyrmex gracilis
Lineage: Eukaryota; Metazoa; Arthropoda; Insecta; Hymenoptera; Formicidae
Product: neo-calmodulin-like
Exons: 6
Coding region: 1040-1579 (179 amino acids)
Molecular function (GO): calcium ion binding; enzyme regulator activity
Source: RefSeq, a predicted model, not a curated record
UCUCUCUUGGACACAAACGCGCGUCUUUGUCAUCUCGAACAAACGCGUCUUCUUCGCGUCCGACGCGCGAUACGUCGUUUGAGCGCCCGGAAGCUCGGAGUCACAGCCGAGUUUUGUAAUUUUCAUUUUUGUACGCGCGAAGCAACGUCACGGAGAAAAAAAAACGACGAAGAAGACGACGGCGAAGUGAAGAAGACGAAGAGAACAAGAAAUCCGCGAAGAGUCGAGAAUUUGUCUCUCGAAGCGAAUUUCUCGAGACUCUCGACAUCCGGUCGACUCGCGAGUUUCUCGCGCGUUUAUAAUAUAUCUUGCGAGCCGCCAACAUUCGGUGUUAGUGUUUUGGCUCUUUCGUUCGCGAUUAUAUAUUAUUCUCGAAGAACAGUGUCGUUUCGUGUGAUCGUCAUAGACGCGUUCUUGGUGCGCGCGAACGAUCGAUCGAUCGAUCGAUCGCGCGAUCGUCGCUUCGGACUCGUUAUUUUUAUUUUGGCGGAAACAACACGACACGACGGCGUUUCGAAAUUGCCUCCUCUCUCGGAUACGCACGCCGUGACCGAUUUUAUCCAUUCGAACGGACGAAAAGUAAUCGCGACCGACGGCAAGAGACUUCGGGCAGCGUCUUUCGGAAUAUGUCGCAUCGCUCUAUCUUCCUCUCUGUCUCUUCUUCAGAGUGACGGCCUUGAAAAACUCGCAGCCGAUAAAUAUUAGUUCGAGCGGCUUUCCGAGCGGCUUUCAAAGCGGAUCCGCCGCUCGCGCGAAUACGUGUCGAUCUUCUUUUCGGGUGAGAUCGCGGUUUGCGCUCUUCUCUCUUUUUUUUUUCUUUUUUCUUUUCAUUUUACACAUCGACGGAAACGUCGCGUCUCUCUUAAUGGGAGUCUCGAAAUGUCGACCGUCUCGACGGCGACUCGGCUAAGUAACUGCGACGAAAACCCAAACUCGAAGAAUUCAAAUUUAUCGUCUCGUGUAAUCGCGCCCGUCGUCUAACGACGUUUUUUUUUUUUUAUUCUUCCGGCGCGCACAUCGGCGUGUACCGCGGUGACACAUGGAGACCGAAAAGAGAUACUCGCACGCUUACGGACAGCUGCGUAGAUUGACCAGCAAGAUCGACGGCCAAAUUAGACAGUUGAGUUCCGAAUACGGACUCACAGAAGACCAGGUAGCAGAGUUCAAAGAGGCAUUCAUGCUCUUCGACAAAGACGAGGACGGUACGAUCACGAUGGCGGAAUUGGGGGUUGUCAUGCGAUCACUCGGUCAAAGACCAUCGGAGACGGAACUGCGCGACAUGGUGAACGAGGUGGAUCAAGACGGAAACGGCACCAUCGAGUUUAACGAAUUUCUGCAAAUGAUGUCGAAGAAGAUGAAAGGCGCCGACGGGGAGGACGAACUUCGCGAAGCGUUCCGAGUGUUCGACAAGAACAACGACGGCUUAAUCUCCUCGAAGGAGCUGCGGCAUGUAAUGACGAAUCUCGGCGAGAAGCUGUCCGAGGAAGAAGUCGACGACAUGAUCAAGGAGGCGGAUCUGGACGGCGACGGAAUGGUCAACUACGAAGAAUUCGUGACGAUUCUAACGUCGAAAAAUUAGUUUGAAGAAUCGGGGAAGAAAAAGUGGUAGAGACGUCAAAAGCAUCAGAGGAUCUCCGACAAAGUGAGCGAAGGAAUAAACGGAUUCGCCGACCAACGGUUCCUCGACUUCCUAGGAUCGUAUAACGAGAAGUCGUUUCAUGCCCCAUAGAGCUAGUGGCACUCAAAGCCGUCGAGGGAAAAAAAAAAAAAAAAAAAAAAAAAAAAUCAAAACGUUGACAUCGGCCAGUCGAAGCCGAUCAACCGUCAAAUCGCUCGGAUGUACACGGUGCCAUGAGAGAUCGCGGAAAAGCGAGCGUGAUGAAAAAAAGUCGCAUCACGAUUUUACGACAUAGCCGAGAGAUUUUUGAGAGGGAAGUGGUCGCGAGAGAGAGUAGUCGUAAGAGUAGCGCGAGCGGAAAAUCUGGAGAGAGAAAGAGAGAGAGAGAGAGAGAGAGAGAGAAAGAGACACGCUCUGUAGAUCUUCGGAUUAUUUACGCGGGAUGCGCGUCAAUUGCCGCGAAUAAUACGCUUUUUGGAAACGGAAAAAGGGAGAGACUUUCUUCCGCGAAUUGCACGUACGCAUUAUUAUAUAUAAAACACACACACACACACAACACACACAUACAUACAUACAUACACACACACACCUCGCGCUCCUUCGGACUAAUCUUAUAGACGAGUAAAUUUGCAACUUUAGACGUAAUAUAUGGUAUAACGUAUAAUAUACGUAUAUAUAUAUGUAUAUAUAUAUAUACACACGGUAAAGAUACUUAUGUCAAAGAAAAACGAUGGGGGCAGAGGGGGGGGAAGGGGCGCGAGUCGCGCCGUCACCCGGAACAAUCAACCGAGCUUCGUUUAGACUUUUACGUACUCCUUAAUCUCUGGAUCUCCCCCGCGCCCCCGCGAUAAUAAACUUACUUACUUACGGAGCGACUUAGGAGUUAAAAAAAAAAAAACUAAUAGCUUUCCACGUCCCCCCUUGAGCGCUUCCGCGAGAAAGUCCUGUGUGAUAUAUAACUAGUAUAUACAUGUAUGUUUGCAUAAUAUAUAUAUAUAUAUACACACACAUACACACAAACACACACACACAUAUGUUACUAUACUACUAAACGAUAUUUCUCCCGAUAUAUUCUCUCCUCCCUUUGCGUCGAGCGUUUUCUCGAAAACGCGACGCUUAAAUGAGAAAAAAAUAAAAAUAAAAAUAAAGUAUAUCGUACUUCGAGUGUUUUUACCGCUUGUAUUAUACGCGGACGACGCGUAACCCAUAAAGUGUAGCCACGUCACACACGCACGUCUCUGUCGAUCUUAUUGUCAACCCCCUCUCAUCGCCAUCACUUCUUAUGAAUCCUUAGCGGACCUUAUAGCGGGCACACAACACGCUAAAAAACAAAACAAAAAAACAAAAAAAAAAAAAAAAAA